AUGGGAAAUAACGAUCAACCGUCUCUGUCACGAGGCGAGCACAUGGAAGGCGAUGACAACUCCACCCCUCCUGUAGGAGACGUUUUGAUGCCUGAGGAUUAUUACGUUUCAGUGGAGAAUAUACAACUGCUCUGGCUGAGCAAAACCAUCGGCCGCACACUUAUUGCUCCACUCGACCGUGUGAAGUUCAUCCUGCAGUGCCAAGGGGAAUUGCGGCGUUUAGGAACAUUAGAUGGAUCUUUUAGCGGGGCGUGGCAUUGUAUGCGUCACCUAGCAGCUGUUGAGGGCUGGCGUAGUUUUUGGCGGGGGAAUCUGAUUCAGGUGGUUUCCCUGCUACCAAUUACAAUUGCACAGAUUUUUAUUGCGCUUCCAACGCAAACUUUUGUGUUUAACGCAUUUGCGCAUCAUUCGGCGUUGACUUACACCUUUUCGUUCUACGCCGCACACAUCUGUGGUGCGCUUGCGGCUUCAAUGGUUUCUUACCCGCUUGACUUUGCGCGAUUUCGUCUUGCAGUCGAUAUUAAACCUUUCCGCGGUGCGUCGUACGAGUAUCGCCACAGUUUGGCGUUUUUUUCUCACCCUGUACUGAGUGAAUCUCCACAUCUUCUCUACAAGGGUUUAGGACUUUAUGUGUUUGGCAGUCUGCUGUACCAGACGGUUCACAGUGGUAUUCUAAACAUUGUGGAGCCAUUUGUCCUUCCCGAGACGUCUGACAGUGGCUACGGCGCAAUAGCAGCGCAAAUAGGGACAGGACUCACGGUAUCGGCGCUCUCAACACUUUGUCUUCACCCCAUCGACACCGUGAGGCGGCGCAUGAUGAUAGCGGCAACGGAAGACGAUCUCCGUUAUUCUUCGAGUAUGCAUUGUGUGCGCCACAUCAUGCGGACAGAGGGACCGGUGGGUUUGUACCGCGGGGCUUUUUUUUCCCUGGUACGAAUGGUGGUCACCACCACAUUGUUCACGCUAGGAAGCAUUGCCAAUUGA
Molecule: messenger RNA, 984 nt
Organism: Trypanosoma cruzi
Lineage: Eukaryota; Euglenozoa; Kinetoplastea; Trypanosomatida; Trypanosomatidae
Product: mitochondrial carrier protein, putative
Exons: 1
Coding region: 1-984 (327 amino acids)
Biological process (GO): mitochondrial ATP transmembrane transport; mitochondrial ADP transmembrane transport
Cellular component (GO): mitochondrial inner membrane
Molecular function (GO): ATP:ADP antiporter activity
Source: RefSeq, a predicted model, not a curated record